AUGCAAAUUCAACAAGAUGGUUUCGAUUUUAAUCAAUUUUUACCGUUUUCCAAUUUCGAAGGUAUUUCACAUCGCGAAGACCAUUUAGUUAACUGUACUGUUAAUAGUAAUAGUUUAUUAUGGAAUGAUCUUAAUAGUGAUCAACUUUUAGCUGCGGAUACUAUUUUAAAAUCGAUAGCCGGUUUCAACUCGCAGAAAUGUUUUUAUUUAGACGGACCCGGUGGAAGCGGAAAAAUGUUUUUGUAUUAUGCCCUAAUUCAAGAAGUUAAUCUCAUUGGUAAAAAGAAAUUAACCGUUUCAUGGACAGGAAUAGCUGCUACUUUAUGA
Molecule: messenger RNA, 327 nt
Organism: Rotaria sp. Silwood2
Lineage: Eukaryota; Metazoa; Rotifera; Eurotatoria; Philodinida; Philodinidae
Source: the annotation of a GenBank genome assembly